This is a messenger RNA of Eimeria tenella, 1251 nucleotides long. RefSeq lists its product as uncharacterized. Lineage: Eukaryota; Apicomplexa; Conoidasida; Eucoccidiorida; Eimeriidae. The record is from RefSeq and is a predicted model, not a curated record. The transcript has 4 exons. Bases 1 to 1251 code for a protein of 416 amino acids.
AUGAACUGGUGGGGAAAGCGCCGCUCCAGCGCGGGCUCGUCUGGGGGGGGCCCCGCGGGGGGCCCCCCCAGCAGCAGCCUGGGGGGCCCCCUGGGGGGCCCCCCCGGGGGCCCCCAGCUGGGGGGCCCCCCGGGGGCCCCCGGCGAAAUAGAUUUGGCCUUUAUGGCGGAACUAAAAGGGGCCACAGAACAGAGUUUGAGAAGAACUCAAGAAGAAUGCAAAAGACUAGCAGCAGAUCUGCAAGAUGCUAUAAAUGAACGCACAGAUACACUUCUGCAGCAGCAGCAGCAACUGCAGCAGAUGAAGCAGCAGCAGCAAGAGCAGCAGCAACAGCAGCAGCAACAGCAACAGCAGCCACAGCAGCCCACCGUAGCAGCAACAGCAGCGUCAGGUUACCCUCAUCAUCCUCAUCCGCAGCACCAGCACCCCUCUCCCUUUCUUGCUCCUGCUGCUGCUGCUGCUGCUCUGUGUGCAGCAAAAGCUGCUUUAAUUAGCCGCUUCAACUACUUGUGGCUUUCUCCAGAAGCAAAAGAAAACGUGCUGCUGUCUCUAGCAGCAGAUGUGCCGCGGCGGCUGUCUCCUUUGGAUGAAGACCUGGAGGACACCCCAGCAGCAGCAGCACCAGCAGCAGCAGAUGCAGCAGCAGCAGCAGCUAAUACAUUCAGGGCUGCUAUGCUGGGACCCUGCGUCCCCUGGCUUGGACUGGUGCAGAAAGAGAGCCGGUUUGCAUGCAUUCAACUCAAGCUCCCAGGUGCGUCAAGCUGUGCCACAUUGACUAUCUGGGACAGAGCCAAAGGGCUUCUCCUCUCUUCUUGGGCACUGUCAACAGGCGCCACUUCCCAGCAGAGAGACUUUCUUUGGGAGCCCCGGAUAAGGAACGUCAAGACUCCAGAAGCAGCAGCAGCAGCAGCAGCAGUAGCAGCAGCAGCAGCAGUAGCACCCCCCGAACCCAUAGGAGCUCAGGCGUCACCCGACGCACGUGAAAUUACGUCUAUAGCAGCAGCAGCAGCACUAGCAGCAACAGCACUUGCAGCAGCACUAGCAGCGGCAGCAGAAGCAGCAGUAGCAGCAGUAGCAGCAAUAGCAGAACUAUCAGAAGCAGCAGCAACAGCAGCUCAGCAGCAGCAGCAACAGCAGCAGCCACAGCAGGGCCCCUGCUGGAGAGCCACCUGGGUCCCCCACGCAGGCCCCAAGGGGCCCCAAGGGAGGCCCCAACGGGCCCCCAAUUUAUUUCAACUUUGGCUUAUUUGA